Cavia porcellus (domestic guinea pig) is the source of this 3903-nucleotide messenger RNA. RefSeq names its product glucokinase regulator (gene Gckr). The transcript has 17 exons. Gene Ontology annotation, cellular component: nucleoplasm; cytosol. Bases 1257 to 2957 code for a protein of 566 amino acids. Gene Ontology annotation, biological process: carbohydrate derivative metabolic process; glucose homeostasis; negative regulation of glucokinase activity. NCBI's taxonomy places the organism in Eukaryota, Metazoa, Chordata, Mammalia, Rodentia, Caviidae. Gene Ontology annotation, molecular function: fructose-6-phosphate binding; enzyme binding; enzyme inhibitor activity. The record is from RefSeq and is a predicted model, not a curated record.
AGAACUGGAGAUAAAGCGACUGUCAGUGCUGGGUUUACGGGGAGAAUUGGGGAGCGAAGCUACAUGGCAGCGGCGUGCUGGCCCCCCACCCCCACCCCGCGCUGACUGUGUGGAUUAAGGGGUGCUUCGUCUGCACCUCAGGUCUCCCACCUGUGAGCAGAGCGUGUGAAUGAAGCCUCUCAGGCUGUGGAGAGGAUCAAAUGAGACAACUUGGAAAGACCUUUAUAAAUCUUACCUUUAAACCGUGUGAGGGUUUAUUGCUGCUUGACACGGACUUGUUAAUUCCUUCAUGCAUUCAAUGAGCAUAUAAAUCCUUAAACUAUUUCAUGCUUUGGCUGAGUAUAAAAUCUGGAGAAUUUGGGUGUCUUAGUUCAGCCAAUAACUAAUUUCGCAAUAACUUUUCUGAGUCUGUUUCAUUGUCUGUAAAAUGGGGGUGUCAAUAUUGACAUAUUGAGAUGUAGUAUCAGGUGAGAUACUGUAGAUCACCUAUAAUCUCAGCAUUCUGGGGGCUGAGGCAGGAGGAUCGCCAUGAGUUCGAAGCUAUAUGGCAAGACCUUGUCUCAAAAAAAAAAGAGGAACAAAAGAAAAAGUAUAUAGCUCGGUAUAAUAAACCGUGGCUAACGUAUUUAGGGCAGAUUCCUUGUUUCUCAUCUCAUUGCAGCAUUUCUAUUUCUGUGGCAUUUUUUCUCCUGGGAUACCCAGUUUAGUGCUUGCACACAUGGGGUUCUGAAACUCCUGUUGCCUUUCUUUCUGAGAAAAGAAGGUAAAAUGGGCCAGGGAAGGACAGGGUGUGCUGAGCAUGUGAUGGUGUCAUCACCUGACUUCUGUUAACCCCAGGACCUUGAUCUCUGGCCUCCUGGUCCCAGAACAUGCUUGCCCAGAUUCUCACUGGCCCAGGUGCUAUCCUGCCCUCUGGGCUCUAGGCUUUCCGGGGAUGAGGGCACUGUGCCCACAGGGCAAGAGCAAUGAGCCUCCAGUCUUUCCCUUCAGGGGACAAACAGAGAUUCGCAAGUUGAGUUGCAGACAAAGAGGACCAAGAGUUCCCCAGAUAGCUGGGGGCCUAGUGACCAGGAAAGGAGGGUCCAGGAAGAGAUGCAGGGGUGGCGCUUGGAGAGGCCAGGUUCUUAGGUUAAUCAUCUCUGUGGCUCAGAUAAGGCCCUGCCAGCUGGAAGCAGAGCCACUGUGACCAGAGGGGUUUGUGUGACAGACAGGACACAACAGGACAGCACAGGACGACGUGACUACAGCUGGGGGCCAUGCCAGGCACAAAACGGUUCCAACAUGUGAUUGAGACCCCAGAGCCUGGCGAGUGGGAGCUGUCUGGGUACGAGGCAGCAGUGCCAAUCACAGAGAAGUCAAACCCGCUGACCCGGGACUUGGACAAGGCAAAUGCUGAGAAAAUUGUUGAGUUACUAGGGCAGUGCGAUGCUGAGAUCUUCCAGGAGGAGGGGCAAGCCGUGCCUGCAUACCAGCGACUGUACAGCGAAUCGGUUCUGACCACCAUGGUGCAAGUGGCUGAGAAAGUACAAGAAAUCCUGAAGGAGCCAGAUGGGGGGCUGGUGGUGCUGAGUGGAGGGGGGACCUCUGGCCGGAUGGCAUUCCUCAUGUCGGUCUCCUUUAACCAGCUAAUGAAAGGUCUAGGACAAAAACCUCUUUAUACUUACCUCAUUGCUGGAGGGGACAGGUCUGUGGUGGCCUCUCGGGAGAGGACUGAAGAUAGUGCCCUACACGGGAUUGAAGAGCUGAAGAAGGUGGCUGCUGGCAGGAGGAGGGUGAUCGUCAUCGGCAUCUCGGUGGGACUCUCUGCACCCUUUGUGGCAGGCCAGAUGGACUACUGCAUGGACAACACAGCCGUAUUCUUGCCGGUCCUGGUUGGCUUCAAUCCCGUGAACAUGGCCAGAAAUGACCCCAUUGAAGACUGGCGUUCAACCUUCCGGCAAGUAGCAGAGCGGAUGCAGAAACUGCAAGAGAAACAGGAGGCUUUUGUGCUCAAUCCUGCGGUUGGGCCCGAGGGCCUCAGCGGCUGCUCCCGGAUGAAAGGAGGAAGUGCCACCAAGAUCCUGCUGGAAACCCUGCUAUUGGCAGCCCACAAGACGGUGGACCGGGGCAUUGCAGCAUCGCAAAGAUGCCUCCUGGAAAUCCUGCGGACCUUUGAGCGGGCUCACAAGGUGACCUACAGUCAGAGCUCCAAGAUUGCCACCCUGAUGAAGCAAGUCAGCACCAGCCUGGAGAAGAAAGGCCGAGUGCACUUGCUUGGCUGGCAGACCCUGGGCAUCAUUGCCAUCAUGGAUGGAGUGGAGUGCAUCCAUAACUUUGGUGCUGAUUUCCGAGACAUCCGUGGCUUUCUCAUUGGUGAUCACAGUGACAUGUUUAACCAGAAAGCUGAGCUCAUCAAUCAGGGCCCACAGUUCACCUUCUCCCAGGAAGACUUCCUGACUUCCGUCCUGCCCUCCCUCACAGAAACCGACACUGUCAUCUUCAUUUUCACCCUGGAUGACAACCUCACACAAGUGCAGACCCUGGUGGAGCAGGUGAAAGAGAAGACCAGCAGCAUCCAGGCCCUGACGCACAGCACUGUGGGGCAGUCCCUGCCGGCCCCUCUGAAGAAGCUCUUUCCUUCCAUCAUCAAUAUCAUGUGGCCGCUGCUUUUCUUCGAAUAUGAAGGCAACUUCGUCCAGAGCCCUGAAGGGUCGCCUGGGGGAGACAUAGUCUCUCCAGCAGUCACCUCCUUCCACCUGACGGUUCACAGCUGCCUCCACGGACUCGGGAUUCUUAAGGCAUGCUCCCCACAUACACUGACCUCUACAAACCUUGUGUUGCGUUGGCUUUCCUUCACGGCACGUUCCCCACCUCACUGUCGGGUUCUUUACGUUGUCAUGACACCUAAGAUGCAUGUUCCUUUGUGCCUUAUAAAACAGCUUGCAUGUGUCAUCUCAGGUCCCGUAACAGUCUCCUAAGGAAUGCUUUUAGUUUUGCAAUUUCACAGCUAAGACUAAGUGGUUGAGGGAUGGUGAUCUUGGCCAAGGAAUGAAUCAGGAAUUAAACUCAAGUCUUGUGACUCGAAGUAUGUGGUUUAUUUUGGCAUACAGAAUAAAUUUCAACCACGCCUAAGAUUUAAGAUAGAUUCUUUGAUUCAUUCAUUCAAGAACUGUUAAGCAUCUCUCACAAGGGCAGAGGAUAUAGUAGAGAAGAGUAAUGUAUGACCUUUUAGUCUUCCUCUAAAGAAAAAUACUAUUAUAAUAGCAACAUCUGUUUAUUAUAAAAACUUUAGAAAAUAAAGAAAUACAAGCCAAUUAUGGUGGUGCAUCCCUGUAAUCCCAGCACUUGGGAGGCUGAGAUAUGAGGAUGACCAUGAGUUUGAGGCCAGCCUGGGCCACAGAAUUAUUUCAAGGCCAAUCUGAAAUACAUAGUAAGAUCCAGAAAGAAAGAAAGAAAGAAAGAAAUCAACCUUGGCUGCAGGCCAGCUCUGUAGUGAAAAACAUAGGACAUUUAGUAUACUCAAGAAAGAAAGAAAAAAGAAAAAUAUAGGACUGUACUUGACAUGCUGGAGUUUUGUUGUUGGGUUUUUUUUUUUUUUUUUUUUUGUCUUUUUCCUUUUUAUCUGUAUCAGGGAUCAAACUCACGACUGCCUGCUUGCAAGGCAGGUGCUUAUGCCGCUGAGCUAAAUCCCCAGCCACCAUGUUGUUGUUUUGUUUUGUGUUCUUUUUUUUGUAUUUUUGAGACAGGGUUUCACUAUGCAAUUCAGUUUGGGUUUGUACUCACUUUAUAGCCCAGGCUGGCUUUAGACCACAGCGAUCCUCCUGCCUCAGCCUCCUGAGUGCUGGGAUUACAGGCAUGCACCACCAUGUCCAGCCAUUGACACACUGUUUUUACAUUGAUUUGCUUCAUUUUAAACUAUGAGCA